AUGUUUUCAUCACAACAAAUUCCACAAGCCUUAACUUGGCAUGCACAAGGUCGGUUCAAUAAUGGGAAGCUUACUCAUCCUCGCGAUACCGCUUCUUGGAAGCUUGUUGAUAGCUCAUGGAAAGAAUUCGGACAAGAAAAAGAAAAUCUUAGAUUAGCCUUGUUUGUUGAUGGUUAUUAUUCUUGUCCAAUAUGUUCGAAGAAUACUUGUUCACAAUGGUUGCCAAAGCCUAAAAAAGUGUUGUUUAACAAAAUCAAGUAUGGCCCGCCAGAAAGAGAUCAUGGAAUUUGCUUCAUGAACUCGGUUGUAAUCUCGCCAAGUACGCGUAAAGGGAAAUCUAAGAAUAUUGAUGUUGCAAGUAGAGGUGUUUCAGAUCGGUUGUCUACAAGAAAGGACAAUGACAUCAUCAUAUUGCCCUACAAUCCUGGAAGACAUUGGGUGUUGGUUGUACUAGACAUGAAAUUGGAUACUUGCUAUUAUCUUGAUUCCUUGGGUUCUGGAAAUUUCAAUAUGCAGUUGAAGCAAAUUAUUGAUUCGUCAAUGGUUUUGUACGCUACACAAAGUGGAUCCAACAAGAGGAUUAAACUAAACUGGUGUCCAGUUCAGGCCAGAUCUACCGAAUGUGGCUACUACAUGUUAAAGUUCAUGAAGGAGAUAGUUGAGGAAGGAAUUGAAGUGUUGGUCAAAGACAAUGUAAGGAGAUAG
Lactuca virosa is the source of this 705-nucleotide messenger RNA. The record is from the annotation of a GenBank genome assembly. Lineage: Eukaryota; Viridiplantae; Streptophyta; Magnoliopsida; Asterales; Asteraceae.